AUGUCAUUCAGGGGAAACAACUUGGGCGGAUUUCCAAACUCACAGCCAGGAUUUCAGAAUCCUGUGUAUGGCGUGUCACCACAUGCCAAUAACGAGUCGGCGAAGGUGAAGUAUGGAAGGAUAUUUGAGCAGUUUUCCAAAAAGGUGGAGAACUUAACUGAUCACCCUUUGGUGAUGAAGUUGAAGCCAUACACUCCAACCAUUGCUAGAUUCUUCAUUGUGGCUACAUUUUACGAAGAUUCGUUCAGAAUCAUGGCACAAUGGUCGGACCAAGUCUUUUAUUUAUGGAAUUACAGACAUUUCCCAUAUUACUUCGUGGUCUUUUUCUUGUUCUGCGUUGUGGUGUCAAUGAUGAUUGGGGCUACAUUGUUGAUCUUGAGGAAACAAACCGUGUAUGCUACCACUGCAUUGAUCUGUACUGUUGUGCUACAGGGUUUGGUAUAUGGUCUGUUCACUGGAUCCUCUUUUGUCUUGAGAAACAUCAGUGUCAUUGGAGGUUUGCUAAUUGCAUUUGGGGACAGCAUUGUCACAAACAGAGCCACUUUUGGAAUGUUGCCUGAGUUAGACAGCAAGGAUGGGAAGUUUAAGAACUAUUUGUUGCUAGCAGGGAGAAUUUUGAUGGUUUUGCUUUUCAUUACAUUUACAUUCACCAAGAGCUGGUUGACAGUCAUCUUGACCUUAGCAGGUACUGUGUGCAUCGCCAUUGGGUACAAGACGAAGUUCGCAUCCAUAAGUUUGGGAUUGAUCCUCGCUUUCUACAAUAUUACCGUCAACAACUACUGGUUCCACGGUUCUAGCAAGAGAGAUUUCUUGAAGUACGAGUUCUACCAAAACUUAAGUAUUAUCGGUGGUUUGCUAUUAGUAGGAAACACCGGUGCUGGACAAUUAUCGAUCGAUGAAAAGAAGAAGAUCUACUAA
This is a messenger RNA of Kluyveromyces marxianus DMKU3-1042, 918 nucleotides long. It is a transcript of the gene ERV29, whose product is annotated as protein ERV29. The record is from RefSeq and is a predicted model, not a curated record. Gene Ontology annotation, cellular component: membrane. The transcript has a single exon. The coding region runs from base 1 to 918 and encodes 305 amino acids. NCBI's taxonomy places the organism in Eukaryota, Fungi, Ascomycota, Saccharomycetes, Saccharomycetales, Saccharomycetaceae.